This is a messenger RNA of Telopea speciosissima, 2025 nucleotides long. Its product is annotated as serine/threonine-protein kinase PBS1-like. Gene Ontology annotation, biological process: protein phosphorylation. Lineage: Eukaryota; Viridiplantae; Streptophyta; Magnoliopsida; Proteales; Proteaceae. Gene Ontology annotation, molecular function: ATP binding; protein kinase activity. The record is from RefSeq and is a predicted model, not a curated record. The transcript is spliced from 5 exons. Bases 333 to 1700 code for a protein of 455 amino acids.
CAGACACAGUAAAGGAAGCAGAGGAGAAGCAGUACAUGAUGACUACAUGAGGCCGAAAUCUUAGUGGGUUCUGUUAUGCUGAGCAUCUCUCUCAAGGAACCGAAACCUAAGUGUUGUCUUUUUUUAUUGUUUGUUUCUAAUUGUUGAAAUUUGACUUGAUUGUUUGUGAUUUCCAAGUGGAAGGAACCCAGAAAGGCCUGAUUUUGAUUUGAUAUCUCCCUUGUUCCAUGUGAGAUUCUAAGUUUGUAAAUGUUAAAUAUGAGGGAUUGAACGGAUUGGUUCGAAUUUCGAAAUAACUGUAGUGGUGUUUUACUUGGUAGAGAAAUAAGAGAAUGGGUUGUUUCUCGUGCUUCGAUUCCAAGGAGGAGGAAGAGCUGAAUCCGAGAAAGGAGGGUGAUGAUAAACAGGAAUCCCAGGCUACAGUGAACUCCAAUGUUUCUCGAUUGUCUUCUGGAGCGGACCGACUAAAAUCAAGAAACAAUACAGAGUUAAGAAGGGAAUCAUCAGGUCUAAAGGAUGGGCCUGAUGUUCCUAUUGGUGCUCAUACAUUCUCCUUUCGAGAGCUGGCAGCUGUGACAAAGAACUUCAGGCCAGAGUCCCUCUUAGGGGAGGGGGGAUUUGGGAGAGUUUACAAAGGGCGCCUUGAGAGCACGGGUCAGGUUGUGGCUGUGAAACAGCUGGACAGAAAUGGUCUGCAGGGGAACAGAGAAUUUCUGGUAGAGGUUCUUAUGCUUAGCCUUCUACACCAUCCUAACUUGGUCAAUUUAAUAGGUUACUGUGCGGAUGGGGAACAGAGGCUUCUUGUCUAUGAGUUCAUGCCACUGGGUUCAUUGGAAGAUCAUCUCCAUGAUCUUCCACCUGAUAAAGAACCACUUGACUGGAACACGAGAAUGAAGAUUGCAGCUGGAGCAGCAAAAGGGUUGGAAUACCUGCAUGAUAAAGCAAAUCCUCCUGUUAUCUACAGGGACUUCAAAUCAUCCAAUAUAUUAUUGGAUGAAGGGUUCCACCCGAAGCUGUCUGAUUUUGGGCUUGCAAAGCUUGGUCCUGUCGGGGAUAAGUCACAUGUCUCCACCAGGGUCAUGGGCACUUAUGGUUAUUGUGCUCCUGAGUAUGCCAUGACUGGACAACUGACUGUGAAGUCUGAUGUCUACAGUUUUGGGGUAGUCUUCUUGGAGUUAAUUACUGGACGUAAAUCAAUUGAUAGUACCCGAGCUCCUGGAGAACAGAACCUUAUUGCAUGGGCACGCCCCUUGUUCAAUGACCGCCGGAAAUUAUCAAAACUGGCAGAUCCUCAGUUACAAGGUCGAUAUCCAAUGCGUGGGCUUUACCAGGCACUUGCUGUGGCAUCCAUGUGUAUCCAAGAACAGGCUGCUACCCGCCCACUCAUUGGUGAUGUGGUGACCGCCCUGUCCUACUUGGCAUCCCACACAUACGACCCCAAUGCACCUUCUUCUCGAGGUGGUGGAGAUCAGAGAACUAACAGAGGUGGAGUAGACAGGGAUGAGAGAGGAGGUGGAAGAGUUGCCAAGAGUGAUGAUGGGGGAUCAGAGAAGGAUGAUUCACCAAGGGAAACAGCAAGAAUGUUGAACAGAGAUUUGGAAAGAGAGAGAGCAGUUGCAGAGGCCAAAAUGUGGGGAGAGAACUGGCGAGAAAAAAGGAGGCAAAGCACACAAGGUAGUUUGGAUAGUGCCAAUGGGUAGAGUCCAGAUGAUAUAACUGCAACUCCCAACUCCCACCGAGGGUCUGUCCAUGCUUUCUUAUCAGAGAGAGCCAGAAAGCUUGUGAGAGUUUUCUCAAAGGACUUCUUCAACCACAAAAAGCUUUUCUUAGCUUUUUCACCCCUUCUCAUUACACCCAAACCAAACGACAGGAAAAGAGACGAACACCAUUGAGAAUAGUGUAUAUUUAUCAGAGGAUUUAAAAAAAAAAAGAAGUCUUGUGUAACCUUUCAACGUUGGAAUUUUAGAUGGCCUAAACCAUCAAAUUCUCAAUUGUUGUGAAAGAUUGAAGGAAUUUUGUGAUUAA